AUGCCUCCAAGACUAAGAGGACGUGGCAAGGGUCCCAUGCGUGGAGGACCAUCAUCAGCUGGACCAUCACACAGACGCACUCCAUCGGCGUCCUUUUCCACCUCCGACUCUCAUGAUAUGUGGGGUCAACCUUUCGAGCCGGCAAGACACUCAGUCUCGCUAAGCUCUUCGCCAUCUUUUCAUCCGUCCUUUGGGCCUUUUGCUCCAGUCGAGCCUGAACACUCUCACCAUUCUCAUAAGUCUCACCAUUCGCACGAGUCUUACCAGUCUCACCACUCCUUGCAAUCCCAUUCAUUUCACCACUCUGACUCCCUCUACUCCCCGGGACAGUUUAACCCAGCCGAAUAUGUUAAUGAUUUUCUUGGCUAUAACCCAUUGGGCCCUGAGGACCAUUUCUCUCAGGAGAUGGAAAUGGAUGAUGACCCCGACCCGGAAAUGCAAACAGGAACCCCGGGCCACCCUAUCAGUAUAUCUAGUGGGUCUCCGUUCCAGGGAUCACCUUAUAAUGGGCCUGACUCAUUCCAGGAGAAAAUGGCUACAUAUGAUUGGUUCUUUACCCCGUCUUACCAUAGCUCUCCGGCCCAGCCACCUUUGGAAGAUCCUCAACUUCAAGUUGUCUCGCCACCACCACUCCCGAUAGAGGAGCCACCGCAGCAGCCACCGCAGCCACCUCCCGAGCCUCCGAGGCGAAGGAGGAACGCCCGCAUGUCCGUAAGAGGAGGACCCCAUUUCAGUUCUCCUCGUGGUUCGAGUUCCUAUCCCCCUAUUCCAGAGGACCCCCAGAUGGGUGGGCCCUCAAAGGCGGCACCGGAGGAUAAUCCUCCGCAAGCUUCUUAUGCACCACCUAUGCCGCCUGUGGGAUUUGAUAACCCGAUCUCGACGUACCCAGGUCCUUCCGGGUACAAUCCUUAUGAGAACCCAACGGGAUACCCCUCGGACUAUGUAUCUCAAGAUCCAUAUCUUACGGCUGCGCAUUAUCACCACCACUAUCCUUCUACUUACCCUUCUAUGCAUCCAGCUGGAUGCCCGGGUCAGGGUUACCAGUACCCGCCGUACCAGCCGCCUCCUCCCCAGCAGCUUCAGCAACAGCAACAAACCCAGGAAAUUCUAGAGAGGCUAGAUAAGGUCGAGCAUAAGACUAAGAAGAACAAGGAAAGGCAUAAUAUUUUCAUGAAAGGUCUUGCGAACCUUAUCAAGGGGAAGAAGAAGUAG
This is a messenger RNA of Helianthus annuus (common sunflower), 1212 nucleotides long. Its product is annotated as extensin-like. NCBI's taxonomy places the organism in Eukaryota, Viridiplantae, Streptophyta, Magnoliopsida, Asterales, Asteraceae. Bases 1 to 1212 code for a protein of 403 amino acids. The transcript has a single exon. The record is from RefSeq and is a predicted model, not a curated record.